UAUAUAUAUAUUUGUAAUAAAAUAAUUUAUGCCUUUCAUUAAAAAGUAGUAGAUAAAUUAUAUUGGUCUCGAAAUAUGCAUAUAGCAAUUAUGUUAUUCUUGUUUUUGUUCAAAUUCUUCGGUCUUGCCACAUUUUCUUUAAAUCGAAGAAAUUCGAAGAUAUCAUCUUCAAAAAACGUUGUACUUUUUGUUGGCUCUAAACUGGGAAUAUUGUACAACUUAUUUGGCAGCUUUCUAAUAAUUGCAUCAAAUUUCUUCUUAAUGCCACUUAUAUUUUAUGCAGAAUAUGCUUUUAGAACAAAUAUGACAAUAAUAUUAGAAACUUUCCAAGCAUUAUUAGGCAGUUCAGUUAUAAUUUUGACUUUAUUGUCUUAUUGUAUAUUUCAAUCAGUUAUCACAAAGAUUGGAAAUUAUUUGAUUCGUAUUGAGAUUAUAUUACAUCGUCUGCAACAACCACUGAAUCAAAAAUAUAUUUUCAAUGUUCUAUUCUUCGUUUGUUUAUUUCAAUUGGUUAUAUUUGUCGUUCUUUUAAUUACUGAAAUCAUAUAUUUCAAACCUGAACCAAUUACAUUAUUAGGAAAUCUCAUACCUACGACUUUCACAAGCUUGCUCUUCGUUCAAUAUUUUUUUGUGAUUACUUUAAUAAAUGAAAUUUUUGUAAAAUUAAAUUGUAUUAUACAAAAUUUUUAUCAAAAUAGAUCGGAUGAUUUCAAUUCUAACAUAUUGUAUCAGAAUCGACGUAUAUUCAUGAAUUAUUCAAGAAUUCAUCUUCUUCUUCAAAUUCGAAAUAUACAUGAUCAUCUUUGCAACAUCUCUAGAGAAAUUUCACAAUUUUAUGCUUUUCCUACUCUUAUUGGACUCUGUUUUAUUUUUUUUACAUCAUUAUAUAUCAUUUAUUUCUUUUUGGUAGUUUUUCUUAAGAAUAUGAAUGUGGAUCUUAUGCUCACUAUAAAUGGUAUACUUUGGAUAAUAUUGUUGUUAUUUCCUUUCGGUUUAUUAACUUCGAAAAUAACUAAAAUCGUAAACGAGAUUGAAAAAACUGGAUGUAUUGUACACAUAUUAUUAAAUUGCGUGAUCGAUCAAAAAGUAAAAAAAGAGCUCAAACAAUUUUCAUUUCAACUGUUACAUCAAAAAAUAAUAUUUUCAACGAAUGGAUACUUUACAUUAGAUAAUGAGUUCUUUCAAUCGAUGAUCAGUACAAUAAUUACAUAUUUAGUGAUUUUGCUUCAAUUUCAAACAUAG
Messenger RNA from Apis laboriosa (Himalayan honeybee), 1242 nucleotides. Its product is annotated as putative gustatory receptor 28a. The annotation marks the transcript as partial. NCBI's taxonomy places the organism in Eukaryota, Metazoa, Arthropoda, Insecta, Hymenoptera, Apidae. Gene Ontology annotation, biological process: sensory perception of taste. Gene Ontology annotation, cellular component: membrane; dendrite; neuronal cell body. The record is from RefSeq and is a predicted model, not a curated record. The transcript is spliced from 5 exons.